This is a messenger RNA of Helianthus annuus (common sunflower), 456 nucleotides long. RefSeq lists its product as uncharacterized. The record is from RefSeq and is a predicted model, not a curated record. The coding region runs from base 1 to 456 and encodes 151 amino acids. The transcript has a single exon. NCBI's taxonomy places the organism in Eukaryota, Viridiplantae, Streptophyta, Magnoliopsida, Asterales, Asteraceae.
AUGGCCGAAUACUGCCAGCAUGCAAAACAUCUCGCCGAUCAACUCAAGAGCGUUGGGUCUCCGGUUGAUGACCGGAUGUUAGUUAUCAAGAUUCUUACUGGUCUUACCGAGCAGUAUGACAGCAUAUCCACCGUUCUACAAAACCGUGAUCCUCUACCGGAUUUCAACGAGGUUCGAUCUCGUCUUAACAUGGAAGAACAAAAGAAGAAGAGACAUGUAACCCGGGGUUCACAAGCUGCAACCACUGCCCUCGCCACCACCACAGCAACCUCGUCGCCGAACAACACCCAACAGACCAUGUUUUUCCAGCCGUCCGACAUGGGACGUGGUCGUAACAGAGGCAGACGCGGCCGCGGUCGUUCUUUUUCUGGACGUGGCGGCAAUCGGUACUCCAACCAACAACAAAACCCGGCCCACCCCUACAUUGUGUUCACGAGCAACUGGACUGCUUCCUAG